Molecule: messenger RNA, 1046 nt
Organism: Anopheles funestus (African malaria mosquito)
Lineage: Eukaryota; Metazoa; Arthropoda; Insecta; Diptera; Culicidae
Gene: Arfrp1
Product: ADP-ribosylation factor-related protein 1
Exons: 3
Coding region: 205-810 (201 amino acids)
Biological process (GO): Golgi to plasma membrane protein transport; intracellular protein transport; protein localization to organelle
Cellular component (GO): Golgi apparatus
Molecular function (GO): GTP binding; GTPase activity
Source: RefSeq, a predicted model, not a curated record
CUGGUCGCCUUUUUAAAUGAAAUUUUGCUGUCAACUACUUUAACCACCUGCCUACCCAGCGUGCUGUUUGGCAGGAUAGCAAUUGUGUCCGUCAAAUAAAUGAAAACAACAACACGACGUCAAUCUACACAGCGCAGGAAUCGGGAUUUUUGACUAGAAAUUAAUCUGUGACUUGUGUGUUGUUUGUAGUUUUUAUUUGCCACCAUGUACACAUUGUUGAGCGGAUUUUACAAGUACCUUACACAGAAAGAUGAAUACUGCAUAUUAAUUCUCGGGCUAGACAACGCUGGCAAGACGACCUAUUUGGAAGCGGCAAAGACGAAGUUUAGCAAAAAUUACAGAGGAAUGAACCCGAGCAAAAUUACGACUACGGUCGGAUUAAACAUCGGCCAGAUCGAUAUCUCCGGUAUACGAUUGAGCUUCUGGGAUCUGGGUGGUCAGCAAGAGCUACAGUCACUGUGGGACAAAUACUACUCGGAAUCACACGCUGUCAUCUACGUGGUCGAUUCGAAUGAUCGCGUUCGUAUGAAUGAAUCGAAGGAGGUGUUUGAUAGUAUGAUUAGCAAUGAGUAUUUGUCUGGAAUUCCAUUGCUAGUGCUGGCAAACAAACAAGACCUACCUGAUUGUAUGGGUGUGCGCGAAAUAAAACCUGUCUUCCAGGAAGCUGGCCAUCUCAUUGGACGCCGAGAUUGUUUGGUGAUGCCCGUAUCGGCGCUAACGGGGGAAGGUGUCGAUGAAGGUAUAAAAUGGUUGGUGGAAUCCAUCAAGCGUAACUCAAUCGUUCGUCCGCCGAAGACAGAAGACACUUGAUCAUAAUUGGUGUUGCCGAUUUGCUUUGAUUUCUCUUGCGUUAUUGUAGUUGUGAUAUAUGUAUGUGUACGGUGAUGAAAGGAGGGUUUGUAUACAGCAAACAUAUUAUUGGUAAUCUUUAUUCAAUCGUUCUAGCAUUUUGUAACAUAAAGACCAUACUUUAUUUCGAUUAUUGCUACACUAUCGUACUUCUUUUAUUUAUAUAAAAUUGACAUAAAGAAGACAUCCAAAACAAA